Molecule: messenger RNA, 1737 nt
Organism: Wyeomyia smithii (pitcher-plant mosquito)
Lineage: Eukaryota; Metazoa; Arthropoda; Insecta; Diptera; Culicidae
Gene: sNPF
Product: short neuropeptide F
Exons: 7
Coding region: 419-1069 (216 amino acids)
Source: RefSeq, a predicted model, not a curated record
UAUGCUGCUAAUGACACAAAGCUUGUGCCAACUGAAUGAGACACAGCUCAACAAAAACUGUUAGGAGCUAGGACUCAGUGUGCUAAAAGACAUAGGAACCAGCAAUUUCCAGCUCAGUGAAAUAUAAGGAUCAGUAAAGUACUAUUUGUUCGGUCAUUCUGCAUCCAGUCGGAAGAGGAUAAAAGAAGACAAGCGCGUGGUUUAUAACCUGGUGAAUAUUUGUACAGUAGUGAGUAAUUUGGUUUUGCAUUAAUCCUUGGUGGAACAUUGAAGACUUCAUUCUGCUGGCUGCGGUUUUUGCAAAUCGAUUACGUGGUCUGAACCACCUACGUUAUUACCGCAGUGUCCGGUUCGUUUUGGCUGACAAAUUGUGUUAUCUCCAUUAGUACAACCAAUAAUCGCUGCGUACGAAAAGAGAAUGUACCGAAUAAUUCUAACGACCUUCAGUUUACUACUAGUACUGAGUCCUGGUGGAUUGACGUCCGAACUAACAGAUGAUGGAACAAUUAAAGACUUGUACAAAUAUUUACUACAACGAGAGUAUGCUGCCCCAGUAGCGUACGCAGAUCAUCAAAUUAAACGAAAAGCUGUUCGUUCACCCUCUCUGCGGUUGCGGUUUGGACGCCGUAGCGAUCCUUCCAUGCCAGUAAAACCAGAUGAUGAACUGCUUGAAUCAAGAUCAGUUCGCGCCCCAAAACUACGGUUACGCUUUGGUCGUAGUGAUCCAUGGUGGCCAUUGUUUAACGAAAAUGCGCUACUGGAAAACUAUUUCGAAAAGCGUGUUCCCUCUCAAAGGCUUCGAUGGGGUCGCUCAGGAGAAUUGUUCCCGGUAGAUGACGUUAUGAAACAAAAGACGAUUCGGGCACCUCAGUUGCGGCUUCGAUUUGGUAGGAGCGAUCCAUCCUGGAUGAUUUACAACGAGCACAUAGUUGAUGACAAGCAACUUGCGGACGCUACCCCAAAGCCUUUGCCGCAAUUUCGACUCGGGCAAGUUGACGAUCCAAUGGGUGAAACUAAUGAGCAAACGGACACCGAUGAAUCUGAAUCACGAAACAUGGACAACCAGUAACUAAGAACGGAGCAUGGACAACAUUUAAGCAGCAAGUGAUGUUUACGUUACCCUUCACAUGUAGCAUAAGUUGCAUUAUUUUGGCCCCCAAAGAAGUGUUUUGUAUGUCUACAAGUGUGCAAUCCACAAAUAGCUCUCCUAAAAAGGAGAACGUUUUCAUCGAACAAUCGAACUAAUGCGAAAAAUUAAAAACCAAUUUUUGGACUGCAAAAUCCAUGAUUAGUCUAUAAUUAAUCGUCGAAACCAACAGAGUAUAACCAAAGAUCAAAUUUAGCAACUAAUGGCAGCAAUUCAGAUGCAGACUAAGUACGAUGUUAAGAUCAUAAUAUAAAAAUGACACUAAUUGUAGAAGCAUUAUGCUUCACACCAUUCAAAUUCAAAAAAAUAAUAUGUAUAAUUUCCUGCACAACUCAUUCAAAUAAUGCACAUUUCUCGAUAAUUGUGACCGCAGUGAAUAUCAAUAUUUGUUCUGAUUAAAAUUUCCAAAAGUGAAACAUUUAGCCUCAAACUAUAAUUAGCAUCAGAAGAAGGCAGAAAAUUUAGCAAACGUAAACUCUUGAGUGCUAAUAAAAAAUCUAGGACAAGGAAAAUAGUUAUACUUAACAAAGGACAUUAUGUACAUGUGUAUAAAAAAGUAAAUACAUUCUAGAGGAGACAUGAAUAUUAAA